Fusarium redolens is the source of this 1236-nucleotide messenger RNA. RefSeq lists its product as uncharacterized. NCBI's taxonomy places the organism in Eukaryota, Fungi, Ascomycota, Sordariomycetes, Hypocreales, Nectriaceae. The coding region runs from base 1 to 1236 and encodes 411 amino acids. The transcript has 3 exons. The record is from RefSeq and is a predicted model, not a curated record.
AUGCCUCAGACCGGUCCCUCAAUGUCCCCAGGGCUGGUAAUUCAUCGCGCAAAUAACACAUCUACUUACCGGGGCCGUUUCAAUCUCAUCCCUGAGUCUGCUUGCUCCCAAAAGAUCUUUCAAGGACCGCUCCACAUCGAAAGCGGCGGCGAUGAGCAGAUAUGGCCAUUUGCAAUAACUCUGCCAAAGUAUGUCGACCCGAGAUACUUGCAGGGUGGAGGACAGGACGAGAUCUUUUUACCUUUGGGCGCAGCAGACCACAUUCUACCAUCGACAUAUACACUUCGCUCCCUUGGAAAUACCGAGGGUUUCAUCGAGUACUUCUUGAAGGCUACCAUGAGGAUUACCGGGCAGGGUCAUAUCAAUAUGGUUGAGGCUGUCCUUCCGUUUAAAGUCGCAAACUUAAGUCCCGACCCUCCCAUCGCAGAAUUUGGACUUAAGGGUUCACAGAGCCGUCAGAGCAUGUCGAGCUAUCGCCUUGUCCCAGGUAUGGAAGAUGCCAAGUUAUCGUUUUCUCAGAAGAUGAAACAGUCUUUCAGCACUUCAAGUGUACCGGAGUUUGUCUAUAAUCUAUUGGUUGAUGUCCCAACGGUCAUCCAACUCGACAACCCUACUCCGAUCCCAUUCAAAUUACGUGUAGUUCCAGACUUGAACGGGACAAGCGAAAUCAUUAGAGAUAUACCGCAAAAGGUCAAAUUAACAUCAGUUUCUAUUCGAAUUGCCAGCAGCACCGAAGUCAUCUGCGAAGGAACCCUAUAUCCCCAUACGAAGGAGAAACGCGAGGAGAUAGACUUGUGUCUUAUGAACGAAUGGCCUCCACUCGAUAUUGGAGACAUGAUUGACUUGCGCCUUGGACAACUAAGGCCUGGAUUUCCGCAUCGACCGGGUGGUGGAUACCUCCCCUUCGACCCAAGUUUCACCACAUACAACAUUCGUCAUUCUCACAGGCUGACAUGGGAAGUCAGAGGCGAGAUAGCAGGAGAGAGCUUCAGCGCGUUGGGGGCAGUACCCUUGAAGCUGCUGAUGCCAAGUGACGAGCGAGGGCGGCUGGGUGAGAAAGAUUCGGUCCAAAGAGCCGAAACUGAAGCUGCAGUUGACGGUGCACCAGGUCCAUCUCAUUUGCAAAGGAACGAGUCGUGGAUCCAGCCCCCAGAUGAAGAUGACGCACCCCCAAGCUUUACUCAAGUAGUCAAGGAAGAUGAAGGAGCACAUAUAGCAGAGAAGUCCAGUCAAUAG